Messenger RNA from Andrographis paniculata, 2568 nucleotides. RefSeq lists its product as uncharacterized. The coding region runs from base 1 to 2568 and encodes 855 amino acids. The transcript has a single exon. The record is from RefSeq and is a predicted model, not a curated record. Lineage: Eukaryota; Viridiplantae; Streptophyta; Magnoliopsida; Lamiales; Acanthaceae.
AUGCCCCGUUCUUCUCGUACAGGUGAACUGAUAUUUAAUCUUGAGAUCGAGAAGGUUGAGCGAAAGCUACGAAAAGAAGCCAAGCAACAAAAAGCUGCUCAGGUUGCGAAGCUGGCAGAAUCUUUAAACCACCUCAAAAUCUCUAGCUCUAGCGACUCUGAAAGUGAUCAAGAGACUGUCAUGGCUGAGGAUACCCGCACUUUAAGGGAGUUGGCUGCUCCCGACUUGGCGCAGCAGCCCUUAUGCAUUAACUUUCCAACACUCAAUAACGCUGUUGCUUUUGAACUGAAAUCUGGAUUAAUUCAUUUAUUGCCUUCUUUUCAUGGACUUGCAGGUGAAGAACCUCAUAAACACUUGCAAGAGUUCGACGUGGUGUGCUCCAGCAUGAAACCACCAGGUGUUACUGACGAACAGAUCAAACUCAGAGCCUUCCCAUUCUCACUCAAAGGUGCUGCAAAGGAUUGGCUCUACUAUCUCCCACCUGGAAGCAUCGACACGUGGAACGACAUGAAGAAGAAAUUUUUGGAGAAGUACUUUCCAGCUUCCAGAGCUGCGAUCCUGAGGAAGGAGAUAUGUGGUAUCAAGCAACAAUCAGGUGAAACGAUCCAUGAAUAUUGGGAGCGAUUCAAUAAGCUUAUCAUUAAAUGUCCACAACAUCAAAUUCCCCAUCAAUUAUUGAUUCAAUACUUUUAUGAUGGUUUGUCGUUGAUGGACAGGAACAUUAUUGAUGCUGCAAGUGGUGGAGCUUUAGUAAAUAAGACGCCGGCACAAGCUUGGGAUCUUAUUGCGAGGAUGGCUGAAAACACGCAGCAAUUUGGUUCAAGAGAUGUUGGACAGAUGAGCGGAAACAACAGUGACCAUGCCAUCCAAUCGAUGCAGCAACAACUUUCUGAGUUGACGAGCUUCGUUCGCAAAAUGGUCGUGGAAAAAUCCAACCCGAGUGUCCAGGUCAAGGCGUGUGGAAUAUGCACGAGUACAGGACACCCUACAGAUGCAUGUCCGACCCUCCAAGAAGAAUGUGCAGCGGAUUUGAACGUUGCAAACUACGGUAUGAAUAGACCUCCAGCGUACAAUCCAUACUCCAACACCUACAAUCCAAGCUGGAGAGAUCAUCCAAACCUGCGCUAUGGAAAUGCACACCAGAAUCAUGGUCCUCAACCAUUUGGAGCCACACAUCAGAUGCAACAGCCUCGCCCUUACCAGAAACAGCUCCCCCAAGCACCCACAAGCAACUCCAGUCCGUCCUUGGAAGACUUGGUGAAGUCUAUAGCUACCAGUACCCUGCAAUUCCGGCAAGAGAUGAAGUCAACUGUCGACAAGCUACAAAGUCAGAUUAGCCAAGUUUCAGAAGAGGUAAAACAACUACGAGAAAGAGGAAAGUGGCCUGCGCAACUAGAGCAAAACCCGAAGAACAUCAGUGCCAUAACUCUUCGUAGCGGAAAGGAAUUGGAAGGUCCACCUCCUAUCUCAAAGGAACAAAAUGAGGAUCAGAUUGAGAUAGAGAUUGAAAAAGAAGCUGAACUUCACAAAAAGGUACUUCCUGACUCUGUUCCUCCUACUGAAACUAAAUCAGCUCCUUUUCCUGACAGGUUGAAGAAACCAAAAAAGACAAACAAACGAAAAAAGAUGAUGGAAAUAUUCAAGAAGGUAGAACUUAAUAUCCCGCUCCUGGAGGCUAUCAACCAAAUCCCCAAGUAUGCAAAGUUUUUGAAAGAACUGUGCACUAACAAAAGGAAAUUGCGAGGGGACGAGCAUAUUAUAGCGGGUGAAAACGUUUCUGCUGUUAUCAAAAGAAAGGUACCACCCAAAACAGGUGAUCCAGGUAUGUUUUCUAUCCCUUGUAGGAUUGGAAAAACUGAGAUAACUAAGGCUAUGCUAGAUUUAGGAGCUGCUAUUAAUGUCAUGCCACGAUCAAUAUACGACUCUUUAAAUCUAGGGCCUUUAAAAGAAACAGGAAUUAUUAUUCAACUUGCUGAUCGAACCUAUGCUUAUCCCGAUGGUAUGAUAGAAGAUGUACUAGUUCAAGUGAAUGAAUUGAUUUUUCCUAUUGAUUUUUAUAUUCUGGAUAUGCAUGAUGCGCACUGCUCUAAUCCACCGCCUCUUUUGUUAGGAAGACCUUUUAUGUGCACUGCAGGAACAAAGAUAGAUGUUAAAAAGGGCACACUCAGCUUGGAGUUUGAUGGAGAAGAAUUUCAUUUCAAUAUUUUUAAUCCCGUCAAAUGUCCUGUUGAAUCUAAAUCGUUAUAUGCAAUUAAUGUUAUUAAUUCUGUGGUGCAGGAAACUUUUGAAGUUGGUAAUGAGAAUAAACGAAGAACUGUGUUGACAAAACAAUUAGAGAAAAGACCAACUGGAGAGAGUAAGAAAAGAAAAAAGAUUGUCGAAAAGUGGAGAUGGAUUCCCAAGGGAUCACCAUUGCUGGCAGCGAAAAAAUGUCAUAAGGAGAAUCAAAAUUCUAAGCCGAAGAAAAAGUGUGUGGCCAAUAGACAUCGCUUCAAAUUAUACCACGAGGGACCCUCACUUGAUCCUAUAAAGUCGGCACCCGUUGCCGAUUUCGAUGUUCAGAAUUGA